CUUGGUCGCGUCCCGUCAGUGCGCGAGUGGCCGAGCGCCGAGGAGGUAGUCGUCGACGUGCUGUCGCCCGUGUGUGCCGGUGACAGCUGUGAGCGUGUGUGUGUGUGUGUGACUUGCGCCGGUGUUGGUGUCGGCGGCCCUGACGGAUGGAUAUGCAAGCGGAGUAAGGUGUCCUGCGAUCAUCCUUGCCCCCGGCGAGCGGACUUCUUUUCGGCGCCCCGCCACUGAUCUGUCUCCCAAAGCAGCGAGAUGGGUCGGAGUGGCUACACGUGCGUGAGGCACGUCUUCUGCUCGCUGAAUGUGUUCGUUUGGCUCGCCGGCUGCGCCAUCCUGGGCGUGGGCAUCUGGCUGCGCCUGGCCUACGAGGGCUACACCAACCUCCUGCCCCAGUACUCGCUCAUGUCGGCCGACUGCACCUUCAUCGCCAUCGGGGUCAUCACCUUCGUGGUCGCCUUCUUCGGCUGCUGCGGCGCAUGGUUCCAGAGCCACUGCAUGCUCGUCACCGUGAGUGAAACGAAUUGAACCACGACGACAAAA
This is a messenger RNA of Frankliniella occidentalis (western flower thrips), 537 nucleotides long. Its product is annotated as tetraspanin-9. The record is from RefSeq and is a predicted model, not a curated record. Bases 250 to 522 code for a protein of 90 amino acids. Gene Ontology annotation, cellular component: membrane. The transcript is spliced from 4 exons. Lineage: Eukaryota; Metazoa; Arthropoda; Insecta; Thysanoptera; Thripidae.